Molecule: messenger RNA, 1944 nt
Organism: Letharia columbiana
Lineage: Eukaryota; Fungi; Ascomycota; Lecanoromycetes; Lecanorales; Parmeliaceae
Exons: 2
Coding region: 1-1944 (647 amino acids)
Biological process (GO): tetrahydrofolate interconversion
Cellular component (GO): cytosol
Molecular function (GO): FAD binding; methylenetetrahydrofolate reductase [NAD(P)H] activity
Source: RefSeq, a predicted model, not a curated record
AUGGAGAAGAUCACGGACAAGAUUGCUGCUCUGUCAAAUGAUGCCAACUACUUUUCCCUUGAAUUCUUCCCUCCAAAGACUCAAAUAGGCUUUUCCAAUCUACAAACCCGCCUGGAGCGCAUGUCCAGUGCUCUGCGACCUCUAUUCGUCACAGUAACAUGGGGUGCCGGCGGUUGUACCUCUUCGAGAUCCCUCGAGCUUGCAGAGAUAUGUCAACGCCAGCUAGGCCUUACAACGUGCCUACAUCUUACAUGCACGAACAUGAAACGCAAAGUGGUAGAUGAAGCACUGGAAGAGGCGAAAGUACUUGGUGUACGGAAUAUACUAGCUCUGAGAGGGGAUCCACCCAGGGAGGAAGAGUACAGGCUUGAGGAUGAGGCGGAAAAUGGCAAAGAUGAAGAUGAUAGCAACGAGGACUUUACAUGGGCAAUCGACCUGGUCAGGUACAUACGGCGUGUUCACGGCGACUACUUCUGUAUAGGUGUUGCAGGAUAUCCGGAAGGCCAUGCGGAUCAGUCGCAUCCUACGGAUCAGGACCCAUUACACGAUUUGCCAUAUCUAAUAGACAAAACGAAAGCAGGAGCGGACUUCAUCAUGACACAAUUGUUUUACGACGUUGAAGCAUACUCGAAAUACGAGAAAAUGCUGAGGGAGCAUGAAUCAGGAAUUUUUGCCCAAAUACCAAUUAUCCCAGGACUGAUGCCGUUACAAAGCUACGAGAUCUUGAUGAGGACGACGAAGCUUGCUCAUGCAAAGGUACCUUUGGAAUUGCUUCACAAGCUACAAGGCGUCAAAGGUGAUGACGAGGCUGUGAAGCAAGUAGGCGUAGAAGCUAUCCAUGAUGUCGUCGAAAGCAUCAGAGAGGUGAAAGCUAAAGGACCGAGAGGAUUCCACUUCUACACUCUGAACCUGGAGAAAGCCGUCAGCUCGCUACUGGAUCGCUGCAAUCUUAUUCCACCAGAUCCUGAUGACAAUAACGUCUCCGCAAUCGACGACGUAUCCAUUCUCUUCAACGGCAAUGCCGCCCACCACCGCGCCCUCUCUUCCACUUCGUCCUCUGCGGCUGCCCAGCUAACCACUAACUCCCACCGCUCCUCCUCCCCAGCCAGAUUCAUACCACCAAACAGCAACCCUUUGUCGCGUGAAGCUACCUGGGAUGACUUCCCUAACGGGCGCUUCGGUGAUGCGCGCUCUCCCGCCUUCAACCCACCCUUGACCUACUCCCCAACGUCUCUGACAAUUUCCCCGGCCCAAGCUCUUUCCCUCUGGAGCACACCAACCACUCCCGAAGAAAUCACGCAUCUUUUCAUAUCCCACCUCGCAGGCCAAACCCCAAAACAGCUCCCCUGGUCCGAAUCCGCAACUCUCUCCCCCGAGACGGCUCUGAUCACUUCUGAACUCACCCAAUUGACCCGGCUGAAGGGCUACUGGACCAUAGCCUCCCAGCCCGCCGUCGAUGGUCUGCCCUCUACUCACUCCAUUCAUGGCUGGGGCCCACCAGGCGGUUUCGUCUUCCAAAAGGCCUUCGUCGAGUUCUUCGUCCCCGCUUCUACCUUCCACACCACACUCCGACCACACCUUGAUCGCCUCCGGAAGGAAGGCGAAAUAAGCUACUACGCUGGCAAUGCCGCAGGUGAAUUCCAAAGUAGUGAGAGCAGCGACGCGGUGCACGCCGUCACGUGGGGCAGCUUUGCAGGCAAGGAGAUUGCAACCGCGACGAUGGUGGAGGAGGUUAGCUUCAGGGCGUGGGUGGAAGAGGCAUUUGGAAUUUGGGGAGAAUGGGGGAGGUGUGUGGGUGAAGCGGCAAGGAGGGGUAGGGUGGAGAAGGCGAGGCAGAGUAGAGGCUUUUUGAGGCGGAUAGGGAAGGAUGUUUGGUUGGUCAAUGUUAUUGGGCAUGGCUAUCGGGAAGGGGGGAGACUGUGGGAGGUGUUGAUGGAGGCGUAG